Molecule: messenger RNA, 627 nt
Organism: Phalaenopsis equestris
Lineage: Eukaryota; Viridiplantae; Streptophyta; Magnoliopsida; Asparagales; Orchidaceae
Product: cysteine-rich and transmembrane domain-containing protein A-like
Exons: 3
Coding region: 111-389 (92 amino acids)
Cellular component (GO): plasma membrane
Source: RefSeq, a predicted model, not a curated record
UCUUCCUCUUUGUCCUUAUUUAUAUAAAGCGACCUUCGUUUCCUUUGCUUCCCCAAAUAGACAUUUUUUUCUCGCACUCUGUUGGAGGAUUUCGCUUCUCUCUUUCAAAUAUGAGUUCUUAUAACCAGCAAGCUGCUCCAGUUCAAGUCUAUCCACCGCCACAAACAGCAUAUCCUCCUCCAGGAACAGGUUUAGCUUACUCUGCUCCUCUCAACGCCGUUCAUCCACCGGCAUACUCCACCGCCCCUCCACCAGGCUACCCGGUUAACGGCGCCACCGCUUCCGCUCAACGGGUUCCAGUGCAGACAAAGAAAAGAGGCGAUGGCUUCUGGAAAGGAUGCGCUGCGGCACUGUGUUGCUGCUGUCUUUUCGAGACCUGCUGCGAGUAGGAGGGAGCUCAAUACUUCAGUUGUUAUGACCGUAAACAAUAAUUUAUAUGGUUUUUAUUUAUGUUAAGCACUGUGUUUAGUCAGUGUAUAUGUCUUGGUUAUGAAUUGUGAUCAUUUCAUUGUGUUAUGUGCCUUGGAUAUUUUCUGCUUUUGUUAAAAAGUUGUAAAAGGACUAUGGGGUUGUUUAAGACACUUGUAAGUGCUUGUUCCAUGAGUCUAUUUCCAUUCCCGUUUUUUA